CGAUUCUGGUAUAGAUAAAAGGAAAAAGAAUUUACAUUUGAGACCUUGAUGAAAGCUUGUGGAUCUUGCAUUCCUGAAACAAUAUCGUGUAUCAAGUAUUCGUGCUUCUUUCCCUUUCAGGAGUCAUGGCGUUGCCGACGACGGUGCUCAAUCCGUUACUACUCCCUUCUUUCUCAGCUGCUUUGCUAGAAGCUCUCAAGAGAACCGGCGAGGAGCGUGUCGCUGCGUUUCACUUCCCAGGCCACGGCCGCGGCUCCUCAGCGCCCUCUUCGAUUUCCAAGCUUCUCGGAGCUCAACUCUUCCAGUUUGAUCUCCCGGAGCUGCCAGGCCUGGAUAACUUGCACUCGCCACAAGAAGCCAUAGCCGAAGCGCAGCAAAUGGCCGCCGUGCUUUUCGGAGCUGCAUGACAUGGAUCCCUGGAGU
Molecule: messenger RNA, 423 nt
Organism: Selaginella moellendorffii
Lineage: Eukaryota; Viridiplantae; Streptophyta; Lycopodiopsida; Selaginellales; Selaginellaceae
Product: arginine decarboxylase-like
Exons: 1
Coding region: 126-407 (93 amino acids)
Molecular function (GO): catalytic activity
Source: RefSeq, a predicted model, not a curated record